This is a messenger RNA of Saitoella complicata NRRL Y-17804, 1074 nucleotides long. RefSeq lists its product as uncharacterized. The transcript has 2 exons. Gene Ontology annotation, cellular component: nucleus. The record is from RefSeq and is a predicted model, not a curated record. The coding region runs from base 1 to 1074 and encodes 357 amino acids. Gene Ontology annotation, biological process: regulation of cell cycle. NCBI's taxonomy places the organism in Eukaryota, Fungi, Ascomycota, Saitoellomycetes, Saitoellales, Saitoellaceae.
AUGGCUCCAGCAAAGAAGAUCAUAAAGAAGCCUUCGUCAACGGAGCCGGCGCCAGACUCUGCCUUCCUCAAAGCUCUCCGAGAUUUCACCUCCCACGUCUCCUACCACCGCUUCUCCCUCUCCUCCGCCGUACCCGACGCAAUCGCAGCAACCAUCUCCUCCUCCGCAGACGCCGCGCCACCCCUCAAAGCCCUCUCCGACCUCGGCGCGCUCGUACACUCCCGCGCAACCAACUUUUCACUGGCAUGUCGACCUCCGAUCACAGUAGAUGCUGCGAAGAAAAGUUUGGAGGAGUUGAGUGGACUUGUGGGACCGUUGGCUGCGGCUGUGUAUUGUACGCUUCCGGAGAAACAUGGGAGGAGUCUGUAUGAAACCGCACAGCAGAAUGUGUCGCUGGUUUUCUCGGGGAUGGAGGCACUGGCAUCCGAGCUAAUACCAGCUGAUGAGAGUUCACAACGCGGAAGACUGGCGAGCACUGGUGUGCUGUGGGAAGCCUGUAACGACCUCACUGCACUGAACAACCUCGGACUACACGGAAUCGUGCAAAAGAAAGUUGAGGGAUACAAGUCCAUGCUACAGGACGCCAUCGAAGACUUGGAAGGGUGGAUCGAGAACGGUGGAGAUGACGAGGACGAGGAUUGGGAUGAUGCGUUUGGCGACAACGACAGUGAGACGGAGGAUUCGGGCGACGAGGAGGGUGGAGGGAAGGAAUUGGACCCGGCGAGCGAGGCACAGAUCGAGUAUGCUAAGGCGACUGUCAGAAGACUAAAGACAAUCUCGGCACUCUACGCUCGCCUCAACGCAUCCAGACUAAAACCGACUCCAUCACUUACCCCAGCACCAGAAGAUAUCGCCUCCAUCGACACCAUCGCCGACUUGGCAAAGCAGUUGAGUGUCGAGACAGAUGAACUGGUCUGCAAGAUUCAGGAGCGGGCGUUACAGGCUGAGGUUUCUGCGCUGGAUAAGGAGAUCUGUGAGAAGGCGAGGGAGUUGAUGGAGGUGGGGAGGGUGAAGGAGAAGGAGAGUGAAGACGUUAGGAAGUGGUGGGAGGAGGUUGAAGCGAGGUUGAAAUGA